GUAAAAUGUGUUUAUAUUAUGUAGAUGGUUUAAUUGGUGUUUCUUGAUCCUUCGGUUUUAGGGUAUGGGGAUUAUUGCUUUUACUGCUGCUAUAUCGGCAUUGGGACCUCCAACUUGCAUCGACAAAGGAAAUUGCAUAGAUCCUAAGGAAUGGCAAUUGGGCGUCCUUUUUGUUGGUUUAGGGUUACUGGCAAUUGGAGCUGGUGGCAUUGGACCCUGCAACAUUGCCUUUGGGGCAGACCAAUUUGACACCACAACUAAAAAGGGAAGAAGACAAUUAGAUAACUUUUUCAAUUGGUGGUUUGAUCGGAGCGUUUGCUGCGAUUGCUUUGAUGGAACUUCUUACGAUAAAUUAUCAGAGAGCAUGAGGACAGUUACCGGCAAAUCUUCUCUCUGAGCUUAUCAGAGUCAAGCUACUUGAACUCUCCUCUUGUGAACAUUGUUUAUACAACAACUAAGAAGAGUGGGAAAGGGCCGUGAUUGGGAGGUCAUGAUCUCAAUAAGGAUAUAUAGGCUGGAGUAGUUCUAUUGCCUCCUGGCUGGUAUAGAAGUUCUGA
Rubroshorea leprosula is the source of this 557-nucleotide messenger RNA. The record is from the annotation of a GenBank genome assembly. Lineage: Eukaryota; Viridiplantae; Streptophyta; Magnoliopsida; Malvales; Dipterocarpaceae.